Messenger RNA from Phasianus colchicus (ring-necked pheasant), 1383 nucleotides. Its product is annotated as putative N-acetyltransferase camello. The record is from RefSeq and is a predicted model, not a curated record. Gene Ontology annotation, molecular function: N-acetyltransferase activity. Lineage: Eukaryota; Metazoa; Chordata; Aves; Galliformes; Phasianidae.
CCGUGAGAGCGGCGGCCAAUGGGCAGCGGACGCCGCAGCGCCGGGCUGGCGAUGGUGGAGGGCGGAGGGUGCGGCAAGGCGGGCAGCGCAGCAUGGCGGGGUUCCGGAUCCGGCCGUACCGCGACGAGGACUACGAGGCGGCGCGGGAGGUUUUCGCCACCGCCAUGAGCGAAUACGCGCCGGCGCUGUGCCUGCACGUCCUGCGGCAGCCCUGGGUGCUGCUGGUGCUGGGCUGCACCUUCUGCCUGCUGCUGGCCAGCGCCCGCUCCCUGCUGCUGCCCGUGCUGGCGCUGACGCUGCUGCUGGCGCUGGGCCGCCAGGCGCUGGGCCGCGCGUGGUGCGCCUACAUCGAGCGCUGCCUGGGCGGCGACCUGAGCGACAUCCGCGGCGCCUACAUGGACGGCCCCGGCGCCCGCUUCUGGGUGGCGGAGGCGGACGGGCGCGUGGUGGGCACGGUGGGCGUCCGGCCGGCGGGGGAGGCCGGGCUGCUGGCGCUGAAACGGAUGGCGGUGCGCAAGGAUCACCGCGGCCGGGGCAUCGCGGCGGCGCUGGGACGCGAGGCGCUGGGCUUCGCGCGGCAGCAGCGCGGCUGCAGGGCCGUGGUGCUCAACACCAUCAUGCUGCAGCACGAGGCGAGAGCCCUCUACGAGCGCCUGGGGUUCCGCCGGCAGAGCCGCUACGUCCUGCCCACCGCCUACGGCCGCCUGGCCAACUGCACCGUCACCACCUACCGCUACGAGCUGCCCUGAGCGGCUGCGGCGCGGAGCCCCGAGCCGUGCCGGUGCUGCGCCGUGCGGAGGAGGGAGCUCCGUGCCCAAAAUGCGCCGACGAUGCUUCGCGGGGACGGCCGUGCUGUGCGGCCGACGGUGCGCCGUGGGGACCCUCGUGCCGCGUGGCUGAGCCGUGCUGCUGACGCCCCUGGGGACGCGGGGUUCCCUGUGCCGUGAGGCUGAGCCGUGUGGACGGAGCCCCGCAGGGAUCCCCAUCCCGUUUGGCUGAGCCAUACGGGCUUCCCAUGGGAUCCUCGUGCCGUGUGGACGAUGUCCUGUGGGGACCCUCAUCGCACAUGGCUGAGCCGUGCUGCUGACGCCCUAUGGGGACGCGGGGAUCCCUGUGCCAUGAGGCGGAGCCGUGCUGGCAAUGCCUCACGUGGACACGGGGACCCUCGUGCUGCCAGGCUGAGGACGUGCCCCUCUCCCCAGCCCCGCUGCUCCUCAGCCCCGGGGGGGCUCAGCCUCCUUGGGGGGCCCCGACGCCCCCACGCCCCCCAGCUGAGCGGAGACCCACACACGGACCCCCGGCCGUGUCCCCUCGCCGUGCUGGGCUCGGAUUCGCGCCUACCCCCCUUAAAGCUGCAAUAAUUAAAGAGCAUCGGAGCGCUGC